ACACCAACUGACAUUAAACAUGGAAACAACCUCGGUCAUGAAACACAAAUAAACCAACUCACAUAAUAGAUUGAAGAAUAUUCAAGAAUCAAAAGCAAGUCCAAACUAAAAACCUCCUUCAAAAGCACUAGACCUGCAUAAAAAAUCUAAAAUAAUAUUUAUAACUUAAUUUUACGCACAGGAUGGGAAAUCCACUCUUCAGGAGAGAGAAAGAAGGUGGUUUCCUACCUCGGGAGAGAUAGAGAAAGGUCGCAGCUCGGAGAGGCACUAAAGCCCUAAAAAACUGAAAAAAAAAAUUGGGAGAAAAAUCUCUAGAAGAGAAAAGUGAAAUGAUAUUAAACCUUUAUUUAUACUGUUUAAAUUUGUAAGAAAUAUAAUAUUUAGUACUAUUAACAUAAUUUUAUUUUUGUAUAGAAAGGCACCAAAAAAAAAAAAAAAUAGAAAGGUUUUCUGUGAAGGGUAGUUGGCUUGGCUGUUUCACGCAGAGAUGAAAAUCAGAGUGGAGAAUGAAGACUUGACCAAAAAAUCAUAAUAGCAGAGGCCACCGUACAAUUAUUAGCGUCAUUAUGUGGCGAACACGAACUUUCUUAAUAACCACUUCAACAAUCGACUAAUCGUCUCAUCAAUGCCCCAUCACCAGAAACAGCCUACUCCUCCUGCGGCCGCUGCUUCCGCUGCUGCUGACGCUGCAUCAAUGCAAUCCGAUCCGCCAGCACCUCCUCCCUUCGACCCCAGUCGAAUGAUUGGUAUUAUAAAAAGGAAGGCUUUGAUAAAAAAGUUGGCAGCAGUUUACCACGCCGAGUGCCUUGCAUACUGUCAGGAACUUUUGGAACUACAAAAGAAAUGGGAAGAGCCUUUUGUGGAUUUAAAAACCCCCGAUGAUACAAGGAAAGAACCAGUGAGGCCUCCUAAACGUCUGAAAAAGUCCCGCUAAGCAUAUUGUCCCUGGAACUUGUAUGGUUGAAUGUCCUUGUUUACAGAUGUGCAAUGACAGGUUUCCUGGCAUCUAAGAAGCACUUCAACCACAUGAUACUAAAUGGAAUAGGCGAUGAUCUAAAUCCGAGCCGUAAAGAUUUGAUGUUGCAAUCGUGGCUUUAUUGUAGGUAUCAUAUAGCUAUUUUGAUCUACUAGUAGACAACUUCUGAUUCAGCUAAUCACAAGUGACAUGUAUCUUUAUACAGUGUAUUAUAACAAGGAGAAAGUGACCUUAAUAGUAUAUGUUUUCUGAGCA
Molecule: messenger RNA, 1231 nt
Organism: Hevea brasiliensis (rubber tree)
Lineage: Eukaryota; Viridiplantae; Streptophyta; Magnoliopsida; Malpighiales; Euphorbiaceae
Exons: 4
Coding region: 626-934 (102 amino acids)
Source: RefSeq, a predicted model, not a curated record